Thyridium curvatum is the source of this 1884-nucleotide messenger RNA. RefSeq lists its product as uncharacterized. NCBI's taxonomy places the organism in Eukaryota, Fungi, Ascomycota, Sordariomycetes, Thyridiales, Thyridiaceae. The record is from RefSeq and is a predicted model, not a curated record. Gene Ontology annotation, cellular component: membrane. Gene Ontology annotation, molecular function: fluoride transmembrane transporter activity. The transcript has a single exon. Gene Ontology annotation, biological process: fluoride transmembrane transport. The coding region runs from base 1 to 1884 and encodes 627 amino acids.
AUGUCGCAAGCCCGUACAUCUCAUGACGCUGCGUCGGGCGUGGCCGGCAGCGCUAUAUCUAACGAUGCCGACAUCUCUCCUACGACCUCUUUGCCUGGGCCAUCGAGUCCUAUCCUCCCGCAAACUGCAACACCAGCAUCGGGCUUGGAGGAUCCCUCGCCCUUUUCGCGCAACGUCACAACAUCCGAUGGACUGCAGAGGACCAGCUCGCGCCGCUCGAGACAGUCGCGAAAUGCACGACGCGCAUCUCGAGGCUCGCUCGAGUACGACAUACCCGACUCGUACCGAUACCUAGACGAAGUCGGCAUUUCACCGCCAGUUCAAAACCCCGAGGAAGAGCCCGUUCGACACAUCAGCAACAGGGAAGAUAGCUACAGUGCUCGUAGCAGGUCGCGCCGAGGCAGCAGCGCUGCUGAAGACAUGGGCCUGCCUCUGGAGCAGAGAUUAUCGCGGCGCAUGUCGCAAAUUUCAGCUGCUGAUAGGGAACUGCGCAUGCUGCAGCGUCAAUCGUCGAGAACGAGGGUGGACUAUGAUAUACCGGAGGCCUACAACAACCUCGAUGAAUUGGCCGUGUCACCUGUUCAGAACCCGGAUGAAAGUCCGAUAUACAAAUUCCACAGUCUGGAAGAGGAGCGCAGUCGAGAUCGCGAAGAACAGCAGCGCAGGCGCACGUCAAGAGUCAGCGGGAAUGAGCCUCGGCCUUCCGUGGCUCUUCCCGUGGCGCAACCAGAAGAGGAUUUAGAAGAGGAGCCGCAGACGUUUCGAGUAUCCCGACUGGCCACGCAGCUCUACACCAUCUCCUACCUAGUCUUCUUCUCCUUCUUGGGGACUCUUGCCCGAAUUGGUCUGGGGGCCUUGACCAUCUAUCCUGGUGCCCCUGUCAUUUUUGCAUCGAUAUGGCCCAACUUUGCCGGAUCCAUUGUCAUGGGUUUCCUGUCCGAAGAUAGGAUGCUGUUCCGCUUCGAAUGGGGCACACCCACCUAUGAGAACCAACUCCGGGAGGCCAGGGAGAAGUCUCGAGGUGAGGAGGGUGGUUCCGGGUCAUCAGAUACGCCAAAUGUCGACCUGGCGGCUGCUAGAAAGGCAUACAUGGCGACCAAGAAGACGAUUCCACUGUACAUCGGUCUCGCCACCGGGUUCUGCGGAUCCUUUACUUCAUUUUCUGCUUUUAUCAAAGACUGUUUCCUGGCGCUAAGCAACGAUAUCGCGGCGCCGGGGACCGAAACAUCCAUCCCUAGAAAUGGCGGCUAUUCUUUCAUGGCAUUACUCGGCGUCGUUAUCAUAACCACUACACUUUCCCUUGGCGGGUUGUUCAUUGGCGCGCAUCUCGCUAUCACACUUGAGCCGAUCACGCCAUCGCUCCCUUACUCCUUCACCAGGAAGGUUCUCGAUCGGUCCGUGGUAUUCCUGGCCUGGGGCUGCUGGACCGGUGCCAUCCUUCUCUCGGCCCUACCGCCGGAUCGCAACAACCCAGGCCCAGAGAUCUGGAGAGGGACAGCAACGUUUUCCCUCGUCUUCGCGCCUCUGGGGUGCUUGGCCCGCUUCUACCUCUCGCUCUAUCUCAACGGCCGUUUCGGGGCCUUCCCCCUGGGCACGUUCACUGCCAAUGUCGGAGGCACGGCUGUGCUCGGCAUGGCGUGGGACCUAGCUCACGCCUCCAUUGGCGGCGUUGUCGGCUGCCAAGUCCUUCAGGGCAUCGAGGACGGGUUCUGCGGCUGCCUAACUACGAUAUCGACAUGGGUGGCCGAACUGGCCGUGCUGCGGCGUCGUCAUGCCUAUGUCUAUGGUGGGGCUAGCGUUGUGGUCUCGCUGGCCGCCAUGAUUGCCAUCAUGGGUGGUCUGCGGUGGACUGAUGGGUUUGCGGCAUUGUCUUGUGUUCAUUAA